Molecule: messenger RNA, 834 nt
Organism: Cucurbitaria berberidis CBS 394.84
Lineage: Eukaryota; Fungi; Ascomycota; Dothideomycetes; Pleosporales; Cucurbitariaceae
Product: oxidoreductase
Exons: 3
Coding region: 1-834 (277 amino acids)
Biological process (GO): phosphatidic acid biosynthetic process; triglyceride catabolic process
Cellular component (GO): lipid droplet; endoplasmic reticulum
Molecular function (GO): triacylglycerol lipase activity; acylglycerone-phosphate reductase (NADP+) activity
Source: RefSeq, a predicted model, not a curated record
AUGCCAUCCAAGUCCGUCCUUAUCACAGGCUGUAGCGCUGGUGGCAUCGGCCACGCGCUUGCACUUGCCUUUCAAGAGCGCGGCCUGACGGUAUUCGCAACUGCACGCUCACUGAACAAGAUGCAAGACCUCGCCUCCCUACCAAACAUCCAUCUGUUAUCUCUCGACGUCACGGAUCCCGUGUCAAUUUCCACCGCUGUGAAAGAGGUGGGAGUACGGACGGGCGGAAGGCUAGACAUACUGGUGAAUAAUGCAGGUCAACAAUUCGUGAUGCCAGCGCUGGAUGUGAACAUUGAGAAGGCGAAGGGUCUAUUCGACGUGAACUACUGGGCAGCUUUGAGGAUGAUACAAGAAUUUGCACAGAUGUUGAUUGCCGCGAGAGGAGUAGUUGUCAACGUGGGCUCCACUGCUGGGGUAGUAACGGUGCCGUUCCAGAGCCAGUACCACGCCUCGAAGGCGGCAAUCAUCAUGCUCUCUGAGAUAUUGCGCCUCGAACUUGCACCACUCAACGUCCGCGUCAUCACCCUUAUGGUGGGUAACGUCGCAUCGAACAUCGACGUCAACGGGCCGCCGCCCGCUUCUCUUCCUUCAACAUCAAUGUAUCUGCCGAUUGAAAAGCAGAUAGCCGCUGAUUAUACGUGGGAUACCAUGCCUACGAAGAAGUUCGCAAGCCAGGUUGUGGCUGAUGUGAUGAGCGGUAAAUCGGGGAAAGUGUGGCGAGGGGGAAACACGGCGAUCAUCAGGUGGGCCGUACCGUUUAUGCCGCAGUGGGUGUUUGACAAGAUUAUGAUAUCUAUUAGUAGGGGCCUCGAUAAGAUGCCAAUGAUAGCUUAG